CCGCUCGCUGUUGGCAAAGGGGUUUGGGGGGCAGAGACAAAAAGUAGUUUUUUUUUUCUUUCUCCUCCUCCUCCUCCUCCUCCUCCUUCUCCUGCUCCUAUUUCUUGCCGACCCCGCCAUCCUCCCAUCACAAAGCUGGUCGGCUUUGCUCUCGCACGUCUGCAGAGUGAGAAGUCCUUACUCUGGCCCUUGGGUUCCAGUGAAGGUCUCUUUUCAUCCCUGCCAGGGAACGAGAGAAGCCCGCUGACCCACGGCUAGCUUUGCCCCUCUCCUUCUCAGUCUUUCGUUGCUUGGUUUUUUCUUUUUCUUCCUUCCUUCCUUUCUUUCUCUCUUUCUUCCCCCCCCCCUUUUUUUUUAAAGCAUCAGGCGUAUAACGUAGUGUAGGUGUUAGGAGCUUUUAGAGCAGCAAACGGGAGCGAGGACAGAGACAACCGGUCCAUCCGUCCGUUGCUGUGCUUUGCUUUUAAAUUUUAUUUUACCUUUUAAAAAAUCAUUUCUCUUAAUUAAAAAAAAAAUGAACAAGCUGUACAUCGGCAACCUGAGCGACAGCGUGAGUCCAGUAGAUCUGGAAAGUAUCUUUAACGACUCCAAGAUCCCCUACACCGGCUCUUUCCUGGUGAAGACGGGCUAUGCGUUCGUGGACUGCCCCGACGAAAACUGGGCGAUGAAGGCCAUCGAAACCCUUUCAGGUAAAGUGGAAGUGCAUGGAAAACUCAUCGAGGUGGAGCACUCAGUCCCGAAGAGGCAGAGGAGCCGUAAGAUCCAGAUCCGAAACAUCCCGCCUCAUCUGCAGUGGGAGCUGACGGUUGAUUUGUACUGUGGGCCCUUGUCCCUUGGUACACAAGUCGUCUUCAUCCCUUGCUGGAAGGUACUGGACAGUGUUUUGGCUCAGUACGGGUCUGUGGAGAAUUGCGAACAAGUGAACACUGAUACUGAGACUGCUGUGGUCAAUGUAACCUACAGCUGCAAGGAGCAGGCUAGACUUGCCAUUGAGAAGCUGAACGGCUUUCAGCUGGAGGGGUACACCCUGAAAGUGGCCUAUAUCCCGGAUGAGUUGGCCGACCUGCCCAUGCCGCACUCUCCAGUCAUGUCGAACCGCCGUGGCUACGGCCACAGGGGAUCCCAGAGACAGGGGUCCCCAGGAGGAGCUUCUGGGCAGAACCACCAGAACGAUGUUCCUCUCCGUAUGCUGGUCCCCACCCAGUUUGUUGGAGCGAUUAUUGGGAAAGAAGGUGCCACCAUUCGGAACAUCACCAAGCAGACCCAGUCUAAAAUUGAUAUUCAUCGCAAGGAAAAUGCAGGGGCGUCUGAGAAGCCGAUUACUAUCCAUGCUUCCCCUGAAGGCUGUUCGACCGCUUGCAAGAUUAUCAUGGAGAUCAUGCAGAAGGAGGCCCAGGAUACGAAAUUGCGCUUCCAUGGUAUUUCAUCUCGGACCGGGCUUAAUGCAUUGCCUCGCACAUACACCGACGAAAUUCCUUUGAAGAUUUUGGCCCAUAACAACUUUGUUGGCCGACUGAUUGGAAAGGAAGGAAGGAACCUGAAGAAAAUCGAGCAGGAUACGGAUACAAAGAUCACCAUCUCCCCACUGCAGGAGUUGACUCUGUAUAACCCAGAGCGUACCAUCACUGUUAAAGGUAGCAUUGAGACUUGUGGAAAGGCCGAGGAAGAGAUCAUGAAGAAAAUAAGGGAGUCUUAUGAGAGUGAUCUCAGUGCUAUGAAUGUGAGUUCUGAAAUACUGGAGCUUCAAGCCCACUUACUUCCCGGAUUAAACCUGAAUGCCCUGGGUCUGUUCCCAGCCUCUACUUCUGGGAUACCCUCCCCUUCCACCCUGGGGGUUCCUUCGGCCGCAGCCGCUACUAACUACCUGCCGUACGGGCAACAGGCUGAAACUGAGACCGUUCACCUGUUCAUCCCAGCCAUGGCUGUGGGAGCCAUCAUUGGCAAGAUGGGGCAGCAUAUCAAGCAGCUCUCUCGCUUUGCAGGAGCUUCCAUCAAGAUUGCCCCUCCGGAGACCCCAGAUGCCAAGGAGAGAAUGGUGAUCAUCACUGGGCCUCCGGAAGCCCAGUUUAAGGCCCAAGGAAGGAUCUAUGGAAAGCUCAAGGAAGAGAACUUCUUUGGCCCCAAGGAAGAAGUGAAGCUUGAGGCCCAAAUUAAAGUGCCCUCCUAUGCGGCGGGGAGAGUCAUUGGCAAAGGAGGAAAAACGGUGAACGAGCUGCAGAAUUUGACCAGUGCUGAGGUGGUGGUUCCCCGUGACCAGAUCCCCGAUGAGAACGAUGAGGUGAUUGUGAAGAUAACUGGCCAUUUCUAUGCGUGCCAGCUCGCCCAGAGAAAGAUCCAAGAGAUUCUGGCACAGGUUAAAAGGCAGCAGCAGAUGCAGCAGCAGAAGAAUGCCAAUGCUGCGGCCGCCGCCGCCGCUGCUGCGGCUGCCGCUUCGGCCGCUGCUGCUACUGGCGGCGGUGGUGGUGCGUCUGCCGCUGUCCCUGGGACAAGCGGCCAGCUUCAGCCCAGGCGCAAGUAGAGAGGUUAAGGAAUCGGCCCAUCUCAACAAAAGAUGCCAAACCAAAGACGAGACUAAAUAUAAUAGAUGGGUGAGGAAACACCUAUCCCUAAAUCAUUAAUUAGAAGUCCCACCUACCAAAAGCUUAUUUGAUUGAAGACCAGGCAAAUUUUGAAUUCGUGAUUUAAAAAAUUAUAAAUGUAAUGUCCUCUCAAGUUUCCGGAACCUGGCUUUCUAAAGAACCAACACGAACAACGGCAUGGCUUUGACGGCGAUGAUGAUGGUGACGACUCCAGUACCAAGAACAAACAACGAGUCACAUUUCCCUUGUGUUCUAUUCUUGAAAUUUGUUGUAAAAGUGAUUUGAUGUUUAUCGUGUGUGAUAUUCUCCUACCAUUUUAGAUGUUGGUUAAAUUUAAGCUUUGUUCUCACGUUACCAUCUUGAACAGAGAGAAAGAAAGGCAUUGCUAUUUACCCAUUGCUCAUGAAAAUAAGCCAGUGGAAUCGAUUGGUGGACUAGAAUUAUAUCCAGUAAAUUGUCAACAAGUAUAAUUAAAAUUAGAUGUAUGUAUCCCAAGCCAGUGGCAUUUUUUAAGAAAUUUGGUUGCAUUUUUACCAAGGGAAAUGUUGAGUGGUAUUGGCCAGGACGUGGAAAGAAGAGUAUGCAUUUUACAAAACUACCUCAGGCGUAGAGAGCACUUCCCAAAAAAAAACAAAAAACAAAAAAAACAAAACAAAAAACAAAAAACAAAAAAACAAACAAAAAAAAAUCCUUUCCUUUCUUUUGGUAAUCUGGACACUUGAUAAAACAAAAAGUCCCAGAAUUUUUUUUUUUAAUGAAGCAGAUUUAAAAAUCUGAUCAACCCACUGUCUGAAGCAAGAUGAGGUGAUUUUAUUGGGCACAGAGCACAUGGUGCUUUGAGCUGGUGGUUGAUGGGAAUAAAAUUGGAAAACCCAACCUCGGGGUCUUCAGAGGCUCCUGCCACCAAAAUCAACCAAACUAGUCAAAUGCUCCCAAGAUCCUGAACAAUGCCAAUAGGAGAGCAGCAAUGCCACUUGUAUUUUUUUCUUUUUUAAGACGGGAUUUAGAAGAAUCGGCCCUCUUUUGGGGAACAGAACUAAGAUGCUGGGGGUGGGGGUGGGGGGAUCAAGCUGAACUAGUCGCUGGAGACUGACCUGUUUGCGCUCCUGGAUUAGAUGCAUGAACGUUCCCUUUGUGCCUCUGACCAUCACUGCCUAAAGAAACAAUGCUUCAGUGAUCCAUGCAGUCCGUUUGGGUGUUCAUUGUGUUCAAAGAGCAAGCUUCCUCUUCAGUGCUGUAGGCCAUGUAACUGUUGGACCAUUUCUCUGCUUGUCACGCUUUAGCUAUCACAACUGUUCUCACCACAACCAGGGGCAGGCGAGGUCAAAGAUCAUCUGACCACAGUGAAAGACCAGGAAAGGCUACAUAUCCAGCCACUAUCAUGGGCCACACUAAACUACCUUAAAAGUCUAAAAAUGAACUAAACCCCAAAGUGUUAAAAACACACCUAAAAUAAAGCCUCCUAGUCUGGCGUAAAGAUAAUAAACCAUAGCGGGGUUUAGACAGUCUGCAACCAACCAGCUGAAAAUAAAUUAGUCAAAAGACAGGGAUGUAGGAAAGCUACUAAAUUUCUCUCCAAUUUCUAAAUGUAAUUUGAAAAAAAAAAAUGAUUGUGCUACUACGCAUUCAAGUUUCUCCAAUAAACUUCAAUCUACCUCA
Monodelphis domestica (gray short-tailed opossum) is the source of this 4238-nucleotide messenger RNA. It is a transcript of the gene IGF2BP3, whose product is annotated as insulin like growth factor 2 mRNA binding protein 3. Gene Ontology annotation, molecular function: RNA binding. The record is from RefSeq and is a predicted model, not a curated record. Lineage: Eukaryota; Metazoa; Chordata; Mammalia; Didelphimorphia; Didelphidae.